Poecile atricapillus (Black-capped chickadee) is the source of this 1501-nucleotide messenger RNA. RefSeq names its product CaM kinase like vesicle associated (gene CAMKV). Gene Ontology annotation, molecular function: ATP binding; calcium/calmodulin-dependent protein kinase activity; calmodulin binding. The transcript is spliced from 11 exons. NCBI's taxonomy places the organism in Eukaryota, Metazoa, Chordata, Aves, Passeriformes, Paridae. Gene Ontology annotation, cellular component: intracellular anatomical structure. Gene Ontology annotation, biological process: peptidyl-serine phosphorylation. The coding region runs from base 107 to 1501 and encodes 464 amino acids. The record is from RefSeq and is a predicted model, not a curated record.
GCCCGGCGCGGGAGGGCGGGCGGGAGGGGCGCGCUCCCCCCGAGCGGCGGCCCCGGGCCGCGGCCCCCCGUUGCGGUCGGAGAGGCGUGCAGCACCGGGCCCUGCGAUGCCGUUUGGCUGCGUGACGCUGGGAGACAAGAAAGAUUAUAACCAGCCGUCUGAGGUGACCGACAGAUAUGACCUGGGCCAGGUCAUCAAAACGGAGGAGUUCUGUGAAAUCUUCCGGGCCAAGGAGAAGUCGACGGGCAAGUUGUACACCUGCAAGAAGUUUCUGAAACGGGAUGGGCGGAAAGUGCGGAAGGCAGCCAAAAACGAGAUCAUCAUCCUCAAAAUGGUGAAGCAUCCCAACAUCCUACAGCUGGUGGAUGUCUACAUCACCCGCAAGGAAUAUUUCAUCUUCCUGGAGCUGGCCACUGGCCGGGAGGUCUUCGACUGGAUCCUGGACCAGGGCUACUACUCGGAGAAGGACACCAGCAAUGUCAUCCGGCAGGUGCUGGAGGCUGUUGCCUACCUGCACUCACUCAAGAUCGUCCACAGAAACCUCAAGCUGGAGAACCUGGUGUACUAUAAUCGCCUGAAGAACUCCAAGAUCGUCAUCAGUGACUUCCACCUGGCCAAGCUGGAGAACGGGCUCAUUAAGGAGCCCUGUGGCACCCCCGAGUACCUGGCUCCGGAGGUGGUGGGGCGGCAGCGGUACGGGCGGCCGGUGGACUGCUGGGCCAUCGGCGUCAUCAUGUACAUCCUCCUCUCGGGAAACCCCCCUUUCUACGAGGAGGCAGAUGAGGAUGAUUACGAGAACCACGACAAGAACCUCUUCCGCAAAAUCCUGGCUGGGGACUACGAGUUCGACCCACCGUACUGGGAUGACAUCUCGCAAGCGGCUAAGGAGCUGGUGACACGCCUAAUGGAGGUGGAGCAGGACCAGAGGAUCACAGCGGAGGAGGCCAUCUCCCAUGAGUGGAUCUCUGGGAAUGCUGCCUCUGACAAGAACAUCAAGGAUGGUGUCUGUGCCCAGAUCGAGAAGAACUUCGCCCGGGCCAAGUGGAAGAAAGCCGUGCGAGUGACCACGCUCAUGAAACGCCUGCGGGCGCCCGAGCAGACGGACACGGCGGCAGCCCCGGCCCCGGCAGCGACCCCAGCCCCGGCAGCGACCCCAGCAGCAACUCCAGCCCCGGCAACGACCACGGCCCCGGCAACGACCACGGCCCCGGCAGCGACUCCGGCCGCGGCAGCGACUCCGGCCGCAGCCCCGGCUCCCGCCGCUGCGGCCACGGAGCCCGCGGCUACAGAGCCCACCACCGACACCGCCACGGCCCCGGCCCCGGCCCCGGCCCCGGCCCCCGCCACGGAGCCCGCAGCCCCCGCCGCCACCGCCCCGGAGCCCGCAGCCCCCGGCACACCGCCCGCCGCCGCGCAGCCCCCGGCCCCCGGCACACCGCCCGCCACCACAUGUAACGAGGUCGGGGCCGCCGCCGAGCCCCCCAGCGAGCAGAGCGGCUGA